CAGCAGUCUAAUCUCUGUAAUUUGACACUAAAAAUUAUGAUUUCUUCUAAUCAAAUCUUUUUAUACACGGAAUAAAAAUCAUGUGAAAUCAAAUAAAAUAUCACAAAACUCAUCCAAAUAUUAAUAAUAUCAAUGUAAAAAAUUUACAUUAAUAUGUAUAUAAAUUCAGCUCAUCAAAACUCUAGACCGUUCUCCCUUCUGGAUCUCCAAUUUCAACCACCAUCACCAUCCCACUUGGUUUGAUUUGAUUCUCCGAUUACAAUCACCAUUUUCCGAUCAUCAUCACCGACUCUAUACUUUCCUGAUGCCUGGAAUAAACAGAAUAGAAAUCAAGUAAAGUCUCUGAUAUAUCACUCUUGUGGAUACCAAUUACAAAGGGAGUUCAGGAAAAAUACAGAGAAACAGAUAAGGGACAACCAAUUUCAUAGACAAGCUGCAAAUGAGAAGAAGCAGCCUCUAAAUACCAUCUGCACUCUAGUCCUAACCCUUACCAAAAAACGGCAACACUAAGUUAAAUAAAAUGACAAGAAAAACAACAAUAUAUAAAAUAUAAAACUAAUCCUAUGUGGCUCCUACAUGUCUUCCACCUGUCAUUGAUGCUAUUUACCAUAUAUCAAUACCUUCCCUCAUCAAGCAUCCUUGCCCUCGAGGAUAAAAAACCUUCCAACAACAGCUUUCAAUGAAAACCUUGAACCAAUGCUUGGCAGUUGUGUUGUCUUCUUCUUUCCCAUCACCAUGUUCAAGACUACAAGUAAUUCUCAAGGUGUCUCCUAAAUUUGGCAGUUAUGCAUUUCCCUUCUUCCCACCCUUCUGUAAGUAAUUCUCAAGGUGUCUCAAUGAAGACCUUGAACCAAUGCUUGGCAGUUAUGCAUUGCUUUCAAGUGUUUGUUGUUUGUAUUGCUGGAAGACUUGCAAAAGGGUGGGUUGGAGAUUUUACAGGUUGGUACCUACUGCUUCGGAGGUUUCAAGAUUAAAUUUCUCAAGAAGGGCAUGGGAAAAGAUGGACACACUAGAGGACAAAGCUUUCUUCAUAGGUGAUAAAUACCAAUUCUCUUAUCAUUCUACGAACCCUAUAAUUGAAACAAGCAAUGCAUAUUGUUUCUACUUCUUUAGCAAAAACUUUUACUCUUUCAACAUGGAACAUAAGAUAGAUUUCGGUCUCCUUUCCACUGUUCAAUAUAGCAACACCAAAUAU
Messenger RNA from Rubroshorea leprosula, 1195 nucleotides. The record is from the annotation of a GenBank genome assembly. Lineage: Eukaryota; Viridiplantae; Streptophyta; Magnoliopsida; Malvales; Dipterocarpaceae.